AUGACAGUCAAUAUGGAGCCGCGUCAUAGACGUCUGCUAAAUCGAAAUGGAUCAUUGGAUGUUAAAAGGAGGAAGCCUAAUUGGACAGAGAGGGAACUUUUUGCUUUGGCAGAGGCAGUUGCUCCCAGAUCUAGAUUAUUUAAGUCAAAAUUAUCCCUCUCCAUUACAGCUGAUCGAAAGCAAGAGAUGUGGUCAGAGAUUGCAAAUCAACUAAAUUCCAUAACAUUGGUGAACCGGACAAAUGAAGAAAUCAAAAAGAAAUGGGUUGAUAUGCAAUCAUUGACAAAGAAAAAAGAGAGUGAAAGAAGGAGAUCAAUCAAAAUGACAGGAGGUGGACCAGCCCUUGAUGUUUACUCUAAAGCAUGGGAGAAUGUAGUGUUGCAGUCCCUUUCAGAGGUGGCCUGUGUCACUUGCAUGUCCUAA
Saccostrea echinata is the source of this 423-nucleotide messenger RNA. RefSeq lists its product as uncharacterized. Lineage: Eukaryota; Metazoa; Mollusca; Bivalvia; Ostreida; Ostreidae. The transcript is spliced from 4 exons. Gene Ontology annotation, cellular component: nucleus. The record is from RefSeq and is a predicted model, not a curated record. The coding region runs from base 1 to 423 and encodes 140 amino acids.